AGCGCUCGCCGCGGCCCUUCUCCGGUGGGAGCGAGAGCUGCGCGUCCCUGGUCAGCAUGGCCCCCGGGCCGGCCCUCGGCAUGUGUUUCCUGGCUUCGGUGGUUCUGAACGCUGAUGCUUCCUCCUUCAGCAGCUGGUGGAACCUGGUGCCCAGGAAGACGGUGUCCUACAACGAACUGAAAGGAGUGACAAAGCGUUUCUCCAGGGCGGGAGUGUCCAACUACACAACGCUGACGUUGGCCGACGCCAAAGGGCUGCUCUACGUGGGCGCUCGAGAAGCCAUCUUCGCCCUCAGCACCAGCAGCAUGGAGCUGGAGGAAGCGAUCCUUUGGGAAGCCCCAGCAGAGAAGAAAGCAGAGUGUAUCCAAAAGGGCAAAAGCAAUCAGACGGAUUGUUUCAACUACAUCAGUUUCCUGCAGACUUACAAUAGCUCUCACAUGUACACCUGCGGGACGUACGCCUUCCAGCCCAAGUGUGCCUACAUUGACAUGGCCACCUUCUCCUUGGACAGGCUUUCCUUUGAAGAUGGAAGGGGGAAAUGCCCCUACGACCCGGCGAAAGGAUACACUGGACUCAUUGUGGAGCAAGACCUGUACUCCGCAACGCUCAGCAACUUCCUGGGCACUGAAUCUGUGAUCUUGCGCAACCUGGGCGCUCAGUAUUCUGUCAAGACCGAACUUCUCCACACUUGGCUCAACGAACCCCACUUUGUGGGCUCAGCGUUCAUCCAGGAGAGUAAAGGCAGCGACAGGGGCGAUGACGACAAGGUCUACUUCUUCUUCAGCGAACGGGCGGUGGAGUUUGACUGUGACAUUGACCAGGUGGUGGCUCGCGUGGCCAGAGUCUGCAAGGGGGACAUGGGUGGCGCUCGUACUUUGCAGAAGCGCUGGACGACGUUCCUUAAGGCGCGGUUGCUGUGCUCCAUUCCGGAGCAGCAGCUGCAUUUCAACCGGAUCCAGGGGGCCUUCACUCUGAGUGGGGACCACUGGCGCGAGACCAGCUUUUUCGGCGUCUUCCAAGCACGCUGGGGGGAUGUGGAUGUUUCUGCCAUCUGCCAAUACCAGAUUUUGGAUGUGCAGAAAGUGUUUGAAGGUCCCUUCAAAGAGUACAGCGAGAUUGCCCAGAAAUGGGUUCGGUACUCGGACCAAGAGCCCGUCCCCCGUCCUGGAGCUUGUAUCACAGAUUGGCACCGGCACAACAGUUUCAGCAGUUCUCUAGAGCUGCCAGACAACACCCUCAACUUUGCAAAGAAGCACCCGCUGAUGGAUAAGGUGGUGCAGCCCCAAGGCAACCGGCCCCUGCUGGUCAAGAAAGAUGCCAACUUCACCCAGCUGGUGGUGGAGCGAGUUCACGGCUUGGAUGGCCGGCCCUACAAAGUGCUGUACAUUGGGACAGAUAACGGGUGGCUGCACAAGGCAGUGGUGCUGCCCUCGGGCGUCCAUCUCAUUGAAGAGCAGCAGAUCUUUGAGCGCGCCCAGGCGGUCAAGAGCCUGGUGUUAUCCCUGCAGAAGAGGGUGCUGUUCGUUGGCUCCAACUCCCAAGUGAUUCAGCUCCCUGUAGCUGACUGCAGCAAGUACCACUCCUGCUCCGACUGCCUCCUCGCUAAGGACCCUUACUGUGCUUGGACCUGGAACGGGAGUCGCUGUGUCCGCAUUGAUGCUUACGAUGGGACCUCGUUGCUGCUCCAGGAUUUGGGAGUGGAGCCGGCGAUGUGCAACCCCUUGCGUGCUUCUAGGCCAGGAACCAGAGUAAUUGCCAAGAAUAUCACCGUGGUGGCCGGCACGGACCUGGUGCUGCCUUGCCGCCUCACCUCCAACCUCGCCAGGGCCCUCUGGACCUUCAACGGCAAGGAUUUGCCCGAAGAACAGACCUCGGUCCUGUACGACUCCCACCUGCAGGCACUGAUCAUCUUGGGCGUCAGUCUGAGGCACGGUGGGAGGUACAGGUGUGCCCAGCUGGAGGAGCUCAAUGAACUGACGGCGGAGAGCUACGUGGUCUCCGUGGUGUCUGGCCCGGCCAUGUCGCUGGAAACCCGGGCUCCCCUGGAGAACCUGGGCCUGGUGUGGAUGGUGGUGAUCGCCCUGUCGGCCAUGUGCCUGGUGCUCCUGCUGGUGGUGUUCUCCUUGCGGCGCCGGCUGAGGGAAGCGCUUGAGAAGGGCUCCAAGGCCAUCGAGAGCACCUUGGUCUACCCCAUUGAGCCCCCCAAGGAGGCCAAGAGCCCCACGUUCAUCCCCAGCGCCACCUCGGACUCUGACGAGAAACUCUGGGACCCGGCCAGCUACUACUACUCGGAUGGCUCCCUCAAGAUCGUCCCGGGCCACGCCGUGUGCCAGAACGGGGGCACCACCCCCUCGCCCACCGCCAACGGCAUCCCCGGCCAGCCGCUGCAGUCCCCGCCCCUUCACUCGCCCAAUCGCAUCAACCUGGGCAACAUCCGGGGCUCCUCCUCCAACGGCUACAUCCGCCUCAACCUGGGCGCUGAGGAGCGGCCGGACUACAGCGACCUGGCCGAGGAGCUGCGCCGGAAGCUCAAACAGCGGCAAGCACUGCCUGACUCGAACCCUGAGGAGUCGUCCGUAUGAGCCGCGGCGUGGACGCGCCCUGCAUCUUUCUCAACUACCUCAUAAACAAGGCCAGGAUCACUGCCCCUAGCCAGGACUACUACGAUGACGACGACGACGACGUCCCUGUUUUUUUAAUCCUAUUUAAGGACUUCCUUCGGACACUUUUUUUUUUUUUCUAACAACCUCCCCAAUUUUUAUACACUGCCAAGACAUUCUCUUGCCGUGCUGCUCAGACGUUCAGUGUUUUAAGCCGUGCUUCCUUGCGGGAUAUCGCCCGGACUCCGUGGGAGGUGUUUUCACUCUCCCUUUGCCUUGGAUGGAGAGUCCAUGGGCUUCACUGGGGACUUAAUCAUUGACAGACGGACUAGUGGGGCCAAAUCCAGGCCUACUUCUUGUCGAAACGGCCCCAUGAGUAAAGACAAUGCUUGAAGGGUCGUCGGGACAGGCGAGCCCGAACCUGGUUCCCAGGGCAACGCUGCCAUUGGGCUUCGUACUGUUCGAUCUCUCCCUUCUCUGUCCCAUACCUGACCAGUAACUACCGGCCAUAUGCAAUAGUUGGGCCAGGUUUAGUUGAGAACCUGCUUCCCUCCCCCCGCCCCCGAAGGAAAUGAUGAUGACUAGGGGGGUGGCCUAUAAAUCCUCCCCUCUGGGUCCUGAGGCAACAUGGCGAAGUGGGGCUGGGCCUUCCUUUUAAGGGCAGGAGUCCUGAGGAGAUGUGUUGGGAAAGGCACCCAAGGAGGCGUGUGAGAGAGGGCCUCUUGGAAAUAAAAGGAGGCCCGCUUCUCCUUGGUGUGCUCUCUCGCGGUAGAGGAGCGUUCGUGAGCUCCAGAGAGAGCCUCACCCUGGAGAAGAGCUCUGUUUGUAAAGGGCCGGGCCGGAAGGUGAGGCUUCCAGGGAGUGAGCCCAGCAAGAAUGGGGGUAAAUUGCAUUCCCCCUGUUCACUUGCCAAAGGCCUUGUCCUGCCAUUUCACUCGGGCAUGUCCAGGAGAUCUCCUGAGUAAGUUGUCAGGUCAGUUUGUGCCCUCCGUCCCUGACCUUCUGCCUGAGGGUGCCCCUUUUCCUUGCCCAAUGAAGUUUUGCCUCUGGAGGGUGUGUGUGUGUAUAUAUAUGACAGAGAGAGAGAGAGAGGCCUAAUCUACACCAAGCAGGGUAUUGCACUAUGAAAGUGGUAUGCAAGCGAUAUAUAAAAGGCAGGAGCCACACUACUGCUUUAUAGCGGUAUGGGCCCUUUGACACACGCCAUAUACUGCUUCCAUACCGCUAUAUCCUGCUUGGUGUGACUCCUGCCUUUUACAGUGGUGGCCAAAAUUGUGGAUGCUUUUUGAAAUGUUCAUGUUUUGCAACUUUGCGUGCUUAUAGAAAAUGUUCUGUUUCACGAAAUUCAAAUGUUUUUAUAUCAAUUGAAAGAGAAUGUAAUGCUGAAUUCAAUGCAAAAAACAGAAUGCAAAUAUCUGCGGUACAAAAAAAGUUUAUGCGUACUUUAGUCUAAAAACAAACAGGUGUGAUUGAGCAAAGAAGCAGAUAGGAAUUGCGAACCCUACUGGCCAAUCACAGUCCUUGUUCUGGGGACCAGCCACAUGGCCGCAGCUGCGAUACGUCAUGUUCCAAGUUGGGGCAAGUCAGUUCUGCUGUUUGUUCUGUAACUGAAGCGCAAUUGGAGAUGGUGUGAAUAUUUGAAGUAUUUCUCAAAUUUAAAGUGUACGUACGCACAUCAUAAAUACAGCCAUGGCACCAAAGAAAAGAGUUGAUUGGGCAUCCAGGAAAAGAAGCAGGAUUGCUGUAUUAUGUGAAUCAGGUCUUUCAAUUGAUAUAUAAACGUUUGAAUUUCGUGAAACAGAACAUUUUCUAUAAGCAUGCAAAGUUGCAAAACAUGAACCUUUCAAGAAGUGUCCACAAUUUUGGCCACUACUGUAUAUACUGCUUUCAUAGUGCAAUAUCCCACUUGGUGUAGAUUAGGCCAGAGAGAGAGAGAGAGAGAGAGAGAGAGAGAGAGAGAGAGGACUGUGCGCCUUUAAGAAAAUUACUGACUGCUGUGACUAAACUGAGCUUCCUUGGCCCUCCAUUUUUGGGGUGGGGAGCAUGCGGUGUAGAUACCCCUGAGACCCCCUGGCUGUCGCCCUGCCUGGUAGCCAAGCUGUCUGUGCAGCCGGACCCUUUUCUUACCCUGCAUGCUUCACACUACGGCCGCCAACUGACUUUGCUCUCCUUCCCUCUUUUUAUCUUGUUUUUUUUUAAAAAAACACACGCUGUAAAUAAUAAGACAGGCUUCUUGGUAAAAUGCCUUGCGUUCCACCCCCCCUCGG
This is a messenger RNA of Elgaria multicarinata webbii, 4867 nucleotides long. It is a transcript of the gene SEMA4C, whose product is annotated as semaphorin 4C. Gene Ontology annotation, cellular component: synaptic vesicle membrane; plasma membrane. Gene Ontology annotation, molecular function: semaphorin receptor binding; chemorepellent activity. The coding region runs from base 57 to 2582 and encodes 841 amino acids. The transcript has 14 exons. The record is from RefSeq and is a predicted model, not a curated record. Lineage: Eukaryota; Metazoa; Chordata; Lepidosauria; Squamata; Anguidae. Gene Ontology annotation, biological process: muscle cell differentiation; negative chemotaxis; axon guidance.